Monopterus albus (swamp eel) is the source of this 1820-nucleotide messenger RNA. RefSeq names its product isocitrate dehydrogenase (NADP(+)) 2 (gene idh2). Bases 147 to 1505 code for a protein of 452 amino acids. Gene Ontology annotation, biological process: NADP+ metabolic process; isocitrate metabolic process. The record is from RefSeq and is a predicted model, not a curated record. Gene Ontology annotation, molecular function: NAD binding; magnesium ion binding; isocitrate dehydrogenase (NADP+) activity. Lineage: Eukaryota; Metazoa; Chordata; Actinopteri; Synbranchiformes; Synbranchidae. Gene Ontology annotation, cellular component: mitochondrion. The transcript has 11 exons.
UAGCGCUCAGCGUGUCCCGCCGGUAAGGGAGAGAGGGGCGGUGCUGCUGCUGCUGACUAUAUUGCAAAGAGACUCGUAGCAGUUGGCCCCUCUUUGCUCUGACUUUCGUCGAGUGUUAAUCGCAGACUGAUUCGAGCCGGGUAAACAUGGCUGGAUAUUUGAAAGUCCUCAGCUCUCUUACGAGGUCUGCCGGCGGCGCUUUUUACAGAAACCCCGCGGUGCUUGCGCCGGCUGCAAAUUGCCAGACUUUGCAACAAAGAAACUAUGCUGACAAACGCAUCAAAGUGGCCCAGCCAGUGGUGGAGAUGGAUGGGGAUGAGAUGACCCGCAUCAUUUGGGAGUUCAUCAAAGAGAAGUUAAUUCUGCCUAACGUUGAUGUUGAGCUGAAGUAUUUUGACCUGGGCUUGCCAAGUCGUGACCAGACUGAAGACCAGGUCACCAUCGACUCUGCCUUGGCUACCAAGAAGUACCAUGUGGCAGUUAAAUGUGCCACCAUCACACCUGAUGAAGCCAGAGUGGAAGAGUUUGGCCUGAAGAAGAUGUGGAAGAGCCCUAAUGGAACCAUCAGGAACAUCCUGGGUGGCACCGUUUUCCGCGAGCCAAUCAUCUGCAAUAACAUUCCCAGGCUUGUCCCAGGCUGGACAAAGCCUAUCGUCAUCGGCAGACACGCCUUUGGUGAUCAGUACAGAGCAACUGACUUUGUUGUGAACCAGCCUGGCAAAUUCAAGAUAGUCUUCUCACCUGCUAAUGGAAGUGCCAACAAGGAAUGGGAGGUCUUUGACUUUCCUGCUGGGGGCUGUGGAAUGGGCAUGUACAACACAGAUGAGUCGAUUACAGGCUUCGCACACAGCUGCUUCCAGUAUGCUAUUGCCAAGAAAUGGCCCUUGUACAUGAGCACAAAGAACACCAUUCUUAAAGCCUACGAUGGCAGGUUUAAAGACAUCUUCCAGGAUAUCUUUGAAAAGAACUACAAGCCUGAGUUUGACAAACUAAAGAUCUGGUACGAGCACAGGCUUAUUGAUGAUAUGGUCGCUCAGGUGCUGAAGUCUUCUGGAGCCUUUGUCUGGGCUUGCAAGAACUACGACGGAGACGUCCAGUCUGAUAUCCUUGCACAGGGUUUCGGCUCCCUGGGCUUGAUGACCUCAGUUCUCGUAUGUCCUGAUGGCAAGACAAUUGAGGCUGAGGCUGCCCACGGCACUGUGACCAGGCACUAUCGUGAGCACCAGAAGGGAAGGCCGACCAGCACCAAUCCUAUUGCCAGCAUCUUUGCCUGGACCAGAGGCCUGGAGCAUCGUGGCAAACUUGAUGGCAAUCCAGACCUUAUCAAGUUCUCCCAGACACUGGAGAGUGUGUGUGUUCAAACAGUUGAGAGUGGCACGAUGACCAAGGACCUCGCAGGCUGCAUCCACGGCCUGCCCAAUGUCAAGCUAAACGAGCAUUACGUCAAUACUACAGACUUCCUUGACGCCAUCAAGACAAACCUGGACAAAGCCCUUGGCAAUUGAAGGACUUGAAUUAAUAUAGUUAGCCUGGAGAUGGCAAUGGCACUCUUCAGUUUUUGUACCUCAUUUUUAACUUAAGGUCAAUGAACUCACUAGUAUUUUGUCUGAAGGAAAAAAUUAAAAUGUUUAUUGGAUUAUGUAGUAUUCUUUUAGGUUACACAGCUGAGAGAUAUCCCUCCACCUAAUUAUCUGUCCAAUUAUUUGCAAGGUUUUAUUUUUGUAAUAUGAAGUACUGUAUGAAAUACUGUGUAAUGCCACUGGGCAGGGUCGAAGUAUGUGUGAAACACAUUUGCCAAUAAAUCCUUUGUUUGACCCGGA